Clarias gariepinus (North African catfish) is the source of this 2111-nucleotide messenger RNA. It is a transcript of the gene hey2, whose product is annotated as hes-related family bHLH transcription factor with YRPW motif 2. The record is from RefSeq and is a predicted model, not a curated record. Gene Ontology annotation, cellular component: nucleus. Lineage: Eukaryota; Metazoa; Chordata; Actinopteri; Siluriformes; Clariidae. Gene Ontology annotation, molecular function: protein dimerization activity; RNA polymerase II cis-regulatory region sequence-specific DNA binding; DNA-binding transcription factor activity, RNA polymerase II-specific. Gene Ontology annotation, biological process: regulation of neurogenesis; anterior/posterior pattern specification; regulation of transcription by RNA polymerase II. Bases 99 to 962 code for a protein of 287 amino acids. The transcript has 5 exons.
ACACAUCAGGCAGACAGGCGCGCGCGCGCCACGACCAGCUGUGCGCACAUCGCUCGCGCUCCGAUCGCUCAAGCCCUGAAGCACGCACUCGCGCCGACAUGAAGCGGCCCUGUGAGGACAGCACAUCCGACAGCGACAUGGACGAGACCAUCGACGUGGGCAGUGAGAAUAAUUAUCCCGCCCAGAGCACCAGCUCAUUUCUGAGAUGUGCUUCUCCCACCACCACCUCGCAGGUCAUGGCCCGGAAAAAACGCAGAGGGAUAAUCGAGAAGCGACGGAGAGACCGGAUCAAUAACAGUUUAUCGGAGUUGCGUCGCUUGGUGCCGACUGCUUUCGAGAAACAGGGCUCUGCUAAACUCGAGAAGGCUGAAAUACUGCAGAUGACAGUAGAUCAUCUAAAGAUGCUUCAGGCUACAGGAGGAAAAGGUUAUUUCGAUUUCCAUUCCCUGGCCAUGGACUUCAUGGGCAUCGGUUUCCGCGAGUGUCUCACAGAAGUGGCCCGCUACCUGAGCUCGGUGGAAGGACUGGACUCGAGCGAUCCGCUGCGCGUCCGCCUCGUCUCGCACCUCAGCAGCUGCGCCUCUCAGCUCAUCGCCUCAUCCAUCGCACACCACCCUCAGGCCCUGCACCCGCUUCACCCUCUGCACCCGCUGCCCGCGGCCUUCCUGGCGCACGCCGCGCCCUCGUCCUCGUCUUCAUCUUCAGAGCCGCAUCGCUCCUCCUUCUCUCACGCCGCCAGCAUAGCACCGCCGCUCUCCGCGUCGCUGCUUUCGCUCUCUGCCACCUUCCCCCUGUCGUUUCCCGCCGGAUUCCCGCUCUUUGCCCCUGGCAUGACUUCAUCCGCGACCAUCAGCCCUUCCAUUUCCAGCUCGUCCGCGUCGUCGACGUCACAGCAGAGCAGCUCAAGCUCCAGCUCUGCUAAACCGUAUCGGCCAUGGGGGACUGAGGUGGGAGCUUUCUGAGAGCCUGGACUAGGAACUGUUUACGCUGCACUAUCAGUGGAUCAAUGUUCACACACGGAUGAUUGUUUGGUAUUUUCAAUGAAAUGGGCGCGCGGUUGUCUUUUGUUCAUCACCCAUGGAGAAAUACCACAAGUUUUUAUCUCACACAAACGGCACAUGAUCGGCUGAUGCUGCUCUGCAGGAAGGUGUGACUGAAACACAACUCAGCAACUAAGAUCUCAGUAAUGCUGAAUCAGAUCCAAGCUCAUUGGGAUUCGAACUCACAACCUUCAUCACCCUUAAUGCUGAGCUCAAUGUGUUCUACCUGAACGAUCGUGCCUGUGUAUGCAGCCCCAGUGCAAAAUAUUACAAAUCAUCUUUAUGAUGUAAACAUUCUUAGUUAUGUUAAACAUUGGACAAAACACAUUAACAAGCAUAACCAUGACAGGGUUCAAAUAUCACAAGGACUAAAAACUGCACUUUUCAUUCCAUUAAGGAAAAGAUUUAAUGAGAAGCAUGGAUCAUUACUCGUUGCCUAGGCUAUUACUUCUCAACUUUAAACAGGUUUCCGGUUUUCCAUCUUUAUAUAAAUUUCAUGUGAUUUGGCUUCGUGUCAGAUUACACACGCCCAUGAUAUAAAGGAUGUGCAUCAUCAGGUACCACCUGAUACGAUAUCGUUAUAGCUCGUUAUCACCGAGCCUCCAAAUCGAUUUGUAUUGCGAUUCUACAAGUAUCACGAUUUUAUAAAUAUCCUGAUUCGAUAAGAAUUUUUUCUCAGCACCACCUGCAGGAUCAUAGAGGAACUGCACCAUCAAAUGCAAAACCAUAUAUAAUCAUAUAUGAAUUCAAAUAAAAUAAAAUAAAAAUCAGUUUUGGUGUCAGGAAGGAGAAAUAAAUUAGUUGCCUCAACAAAAAAAAAAGAAAUUUAUAUAAAUACAAAUAACAGCACAAGUAGAGUAGAUUCACUUAGGUGCAUAUCUCCUCUUAGUGGAAUCCUUUUUGUGUUUUUUAUUUUUAGACUGACACAUGCUGUAACCAAUCAGGAAGGAGUAUGCGAUGUUCAGUAAGGACGCACCUAGACUUUCCCUCUAGACACGAUCGAUUCGUACUGUGCUCGGGUUCGAUUGCACUCCAAAUCAAACGCCCCCACCCCCACAUCCCCCCCCCACC